Linum trigynum is the source of this 1292-nucleotide messenger RNA. The record is from the annotation of a GenBank genome assembly. Lineage: Eukaryota; Viridiplantae; Streptophyta; Magnoliopsida; Malpighiales; Linaceae.
AGCCUCGUCCGCCACAUAAUUCACAAGCUCACGAAACUACGCCUCAAUUUCCCACCUUAACUGUUCUUAGUCGAGCUGCAAUGGCGCCUCCAAGAGGAAGAUCUGGUGGGUUUAGAGGAGGAAGGGGCGGUGAUAGUGGAGGCCGAGGAAGGGGCGGCGGCGGCCGUGGCGGCGGCAGAUUCGGCGACCGUGGUGGGAGCGGGAUGAAGCCCCGUGGCGGAGGUCGCGGCGGUUUCGGAGGCCGUGGUGGUGGAAGGGGUCGCGGCGGCGGCCGCGGCGGAGGCGGAAUGAAAGGUGGGAGCAAAGUUGUGGUUGAGCCUCAUAGACAUGAAGGAGUUUUUAUUGCCAAGGGAAAAGAAGAUGCCCUUGUGACAAAGAAUCUUGUUCCUGGCGAGGCUGUCUACAAUGAGAAGAGGGUCUCGGUGCAGAAUGAAGAUGGAACUAAGGUUGAGUACAGGGUCUGGAACCCCUUCAGGUCGAAGUUGGCAGCUGCAAUCCUUGGUGGUGUUGAUAAUAUCUGGAUUAAACCAGGUGCCAAGGUUCUGUACCUUGGAGCUGCAUCAGGAACUACCGUUUCUCACGUGUCUGAUCUUGUUGGCCCCACUGGGGUGGUUUAUGCAGUGGAGUUUUCUCACAGAAGUGGUAGGGAUUUAGUGAACAUGGCUAAAAAGCGCACAAAUGUUAUCCCCAUCAUUGAAGAUGCUAGGCAUCCAGCCAAGUACCGUAUGCUAGUAGGAAUGGUUGAUGUCAUAUUUUCUGAUGUUGCUCAGCCUGAUCAGGCUAGGAUUCUAGCACUGAAUGCAUCCUACUUCUUGAAGGCUGGUGGUCACUUUGUCAUCUCUAUCAAGGCAAACUGUAUCGACUCCACCGUGCCAGCUGAGGCUGUGUUUGAGAGCGAAGUGAAGAAGAUGACGCAGGAGCAGUUCAAGCCUGCCGAGCAGGUGACACUGGAGCCAUUUGAGAGAGACCAUGCUUGUGUCAUUGGUGCCUACCGAGUGCCCAAAAAGCAGAAGGCUUGAAGUGUUUUUGGUUCAACUGUGCCCUAUUUUAAUAUUGGGGGAUUGUUUUGAGGACAUUGUAGCUUAGGUAUUAGCUUGGAUUCCCCCCUUGUUGGUUGGGGGCUUGUAUCUGUAUAACUCAUUGCUCUUUUAAUGCGAGUCAUAAUUUUUCUGGGAUGAAAUGCUGCUCUGCCGGUAUGCUGCUUUGCUCUAAUGUGAAAAUAUGAUUCAAGGAAAGUGAAACAGAUGCAACUGACCUGGUAUGAAGAUGUUGAAUCAAUUGAACCCGAGUGU